GCUAUCCCAUAAAAUGCGCCGAAUGCGCGACGAUUCCAGCAGUUCAUCAUCAAUAUCUAGACCGUUCAGUUCGAGAUACUUUUUGCCAGCGAAAUGAGAAAAUUCCUGAUCUUUGUGGCCUUGUGCGUCAUUUGCCAAGCCGCUCCCUCAAACAUCAAAGGAGAAACUUUGAAAUUGCACUUGUCUCGCGAGAAACGCAAUGAGGAGCAUGGUCAUGGUGGUCCCCCUGCCAUUAAACCCGAUUCAGUGAAGGCUCGCGAGUCACUCCAACAUCAUGCUGGUCUCCCUAUUGCGGAGGAACAUGGUCACGGUGGUCCGGCUCCAAUUAAACCCCAUUCGGUGCUGGCUAGCGAGGGAUUGCAGCACAAUUCGGAGCAUGGCAAACAAAUUGCCGAGACUCUAAUCGCCCACGAAGCUGGCCACAAACAUGCCAAGCGUGACAUUCCCGUGCCGACUGAAAUCAAGACCACCGCUGCUCCCAAGGAGGAUGCGGCCAAAGAGCCCGUUGCACCCAUCGAGGCUGUGGCACUCCCCGAGAAGGUUCCCUCAGCCAGUCCGGCUUCAGAUGUGGGCAGCACAACCCCUCACGGUCCAUUGCGUCAUCGUCCAGUGCCAGUUGCUGAGCUGUUCAACAAGGCCAAGCCUGGCAGCUCCGAGGAGGAGAGCAAGGAGAGCGCGGAGAGCAAGGAGAGCAAGGAGACCAAGGCAUAAAUUGAAUCUUGUAUUAUGUAAUCUACGCUUUUUCCCUUCAUAAAUUUUGAAGUCACGUGAUGCGAACGCGAACAAAUGCCAAAUAAAUAACAAAAUAUUUACAAA
Drosophila nasuta is the source of this 816-nucleotide messenger RNA. RefSeq lists its product as uncharacterized. NCBI's taxonomy places the organism in Eukaryota, Metazoa, Arthropoda, Insecta, Diptera, Drosophilidae. The transcript is spliced from 2 exons. The record is from RefSeq and is a predicted model, not a curated record. Bases 94 to 711 code for a protein of 205 amino acids.